Solanum stenotomum is the source of this 2051-nucleotide messenger RNA. RefSeq lists its product as uncharacterized. The transcript is spliced from 4 exons. NCBI's taxonomy places the organism in Eukaryota, Viridiplantae, Streptophyta, Magnoliopsida, Solanales, Solanaceae. Gene Ontology annotation, molecular function: starch binding. Bases 77 to 1741 code for a protein of 554 amino acids. The record is from RefSeq and is a predicted model, not a curated record. Gene Ontology annotation, biological process: regulation of starch metabolic process; starch metabolic process. Gene Ontology annotation, cellular component: chloroplast stroma; starch grain.
CACAGUAAUCAAAAUCACUUCUCUUUUGCUCUGCAGACUGCAAACAGAGCGCAGAAAUUACGAUACUCGAAGUCCGAUGGCGACUCGUUUCCCGGCAACUACUCACUCACGCGUCGUCGCGGCAAGCUCCGGCGAACCCAAAGUAGAAUACCCAUUUUCCGUUUCGACCAGAAAAUGGCAAGUAGUAACAGAAAGGAGAAGGAAGAGUUCAAGAAUCAAAGCUACAGAUUCAGAUUCAUUCUUGGAAAUGUGGAAGAGAGCAAUGGAACGUGAGAGAAAGUCAGCUGAGUUCAAAAGAAUAGCUGAGAACAUUGCUCCUCCUGAAGUGGAAGAAAGCCCUGAGAUAUUGGAGAAGAAGACCGAGGAAUUCAACAAGAUUCUUCAAGUUUCUCCUGAAGAAAGAGAUAAAGUUCAAAGUAUGCAGAUCAUUGAUCGUGCUGCUGCUGCCCUUGCUGCCGCCAAAGCAUUGAUUAAGGAGAAUCCAUUGCCCCGAAAGGACGAUGAUGAGGCUGAUAAAAAUAACAAACAAGGAGCGACGGGAAAUGUCAUUUCCAUUGUGCCUCGAUCUGGAACUAUGAUGGGAACACCAGGUCCAAGCUUCUGGUCCUGGACACCUCCUUCAGACAGUUCUUUUGAUGACAUUCAGAUGAAGUCAGAUGUCUCUCUGUCUCCAGACCCACCAAGCCCUGUUAUAGAGAAAGAACGAUCUCCAGAUUUUCUAUCUAUCCCAUUUCAGAGUGCUAGGAUUGAUAGAAAACAUAGUCCUCCUCUUCCACCGCUUCAGUCACAUUUGGAGGUUGAAAAUUUGGAAGAUUCCAGCUCAACACCUGAGAUACCUCACCAGGUGGAGGAACGUGAACUUGGCAUUCUGUUCUCUGCAAAUGCAGCGGAAGCAGCUUAUGCCCUUCAGCAGGAAAACGAGGCAUCAUCCGAGGGAAUCAGUCCUGAUGGAUCAAGAUGGUGGAAGGAGACCGGGACUGAACGACGACCUGAUGGGGUGGUCUGCAAGUGGACGCUAACCAGGGGCAUUAGUGCUGACAAAACUGUUGAAUGGGAAGACAAGUAUUGGGAAGCUGCUGAUGAAUUUGGUCAUAAGGAACUAGGUUCUGAGAAGUCAGGACGAGAUGCUGCUGGAAAUGUAUGGCAUGAGUUCUGGAAAGAAUCAAUGUGGCAGAGUGGUGGGCUUGUCCACAUGGAGAAAACUGCAGAUAAGUGGGGAAGGAAUAAUAAAGGUGAGGAGUGGCAUGAGAAAUGGUGGGAGCACUAUGGUGCUGGUGGCCAAGCGGAGAAAUGGGCCCAUAAGUGGUGCAGCAUUGAUCCAAAUGCACCCCUUGAUGCUGGUCAUGCUCAUGUUUGGCACGAAAGGUGGGGUGAGAAGUAUGAUGGAAAAGGCGGCAGCAUAAAAUAUACUGAUAAAUGGGCCGAGCGCUUUGAAGGAGAUGGUUGGUCAAAAUGGGGUGAUAAAUGGGACGAGAACUUUGAUCUAAAUGGACAUGGCGUGAAGCAAGGGGAGACAUGGUGGGCAGGAAAACAUGGAGAACGUUGGAAUCGUACUUGGGGAGAGGGCCACAAUGGUUCAGGAUGGGUGCACAAGUAUGGAAAGAGCAGCGAUGGGGAGCACUGGGACACUCAUGUAAACGAAGAAACAUGGUAUGAGAGAUUCCCUCAUUUUGGUUUCUUCCAUUGUUUUCAGAAUUCAGUCCAACUCCGUGAAGUCAAGAGACCUUCUGAUUGGCCAUGAGGAGUAUUCACUCAUUCAUUCUCGAAAUAGAACAUAUUAUCAGUUCGUUCAGUUUAUCAAGCUAUUAUAAAAAGUGCUGUGACAAAUAUAAGUUCAGCUGCGUAUGAUUAGUAAUACUCAGGAGCUAAUAUUGCCUAUGGAAUCUCCUCCUGUGUCACUUGAAGCUAAUGAUAGUUACGAAAUGUAGUUGCGGUUGUUAAAUGUUAGUUGUGAAAUAGUAGCUGUUUGCAUAAGUGAUGUUAGUUGUUCCAAAUUCUUAUUCUUUUUUUUUUUUCAAUUUUUUUUAUUGGAUAUAAAUUUAUUUAAAAAA